CGAACAAAAGAGCUAAAACGUUAAUGUAUAUGUCAAAUGAUACGUACAAAGAUAGGUAAAGCAGAUCGAAAAUUUUAAAUUAGUUGAUUGUUACCUUAUUAGACUAUACUUAAUGAUUAAAUUAUAAGUAAGCGUACAAUGAUUUAAGAUAACUUGGAUUAACAUGUUACGCCAUCUGCAUUUCCUAUGUUUUUUGUCAAUGUGGGGAUACAGUCUGUGCUGCCCUUCCUUGUGUACUUGUUAUUCAGAUGGAAGAGUCUACUGUAAUAAUCCACAACAAACGUUUGAUUCAAUACCUACAGAUUUACCUUCAAAUACUAAAUUCCUGUACUUUCAAAACCAGCUUUUACGAAAUCUCAGCUCUUUGAAUUGUAAUAAGUUACCGAACCUUCAACAGUUGCAUGUUGACAACAAUAGAAUAGAAGUGAUGGAGAACAACGACUUUCUUGCAUGUUCUUCGCUACAAUACUUGAUGAUUUACAAAAACUUCUUGACAGUGAUUAGAAAUGGAACCUUUAAUGGUCUAACAUCGCUUCAAACACUGAAUAUUAACAACAAUUUGCUGACAAAGAUCAAGAAUGGAACCUUUAAUGGUCUAACAUCGCUUCAAACACUAUACCUAUCUUACAACAAAAUCUCGGAGCUUGAAACUGGAGUAUUUUUCAAUCUUCCAGCACUUCGCUACCUGCAUAUCCAAAACAAUUUGCUGAGAGAGAUUAAGGAUAGAACCUUUACUUGCCUGACAUCGCUUCUAUCACUAUACAUAUCUUACAACAAAAUAUCAGAGCUUGAAACUGGAACAUUUAUCAAUCUUGCAGGACUUCGUUACCUAGUUUUGGAACACAAUAUAUUGACAGAUAUAAGAAAUGGAACGUUGGUAGGAUUGACUGGAAACCUUCAUACUUUAUCACUAAGAUACAACGAACUGUCACACAUAGAAGAUGGGGCGUUUCUUAAACUUUCAGGACUUCGUUCCUUAUAUUUAGAACACAAUUCAUUGACAGAGAUAACCAAUAACAUAUUGGCAGGAUUGACAGGAAAUCUUUAUUAUUUGUACUUAAGUAAUAAUUUAUUGACAUACAUAGCAAAUGGGACGCUUGAUCAUCUAACUGGACUUCAAUAUUUGUAUUUAGAUGAAAACAUGAUCUCUGGUGCGUUGUUUAUUGAAUAUCUACCAACGACAUUGUACACAUUAUCGUUGAAAAACAAUUCUGUCGACGACAUAGCGAAUGGAACAUUCUAUGGAUUAAUUCAGUUACAGAACCUGUAUUUAGAUGGUAACCAGAUUUCUGACUUGUCAUUCGUCGUAUCUUUAUCUUAUUCAUUAUAUACAUUGUCCUUGAAAAACAAUUCACUGGGUGACUUACUAAGUAACCAAUUCGAUGGAUUAACCGGACUACGUCACUUGAAUUUGGAUGGUAAUAAGAUUAAUGAUCUGUCAUUUACUGAGUCUCUGUCGUCGGACUUGAAUUCUCUAUCACUGAAUAACAAUUGUAUAUCAUUCAUACAGAAUGGAACUUUUGCUGCAUUAACUGCACUUCAAGGUCUAUAUUUAGAUGGUAACUCAAUAUCUGACAUAAUGUUUGUGAGGACUCUUCCGUACACAAUAAAUUGGUUAUCACUAAACCAUAAUGCCUUAACAGAAUUGGAAAAUGGAAUAUUAGACAGAUUAACAAAUCUCUAUUCACUAUCAUUAAUUAGUAAUGGAUUGACAGAAUUGGGAAAUGGAAUAUUAGACAGAUUAACAAAUCUUCGUUCGCUACAUCUUCAAAAUAAUAAGAUUUCGAAUGUCGGAAACGAAGUCUUUAGAAAUAAUAUAUAUCUAUAUAAAAUUGACGUAAGCAGUAAUAGAAUAUCACAUAUUCCGUGGGAUGCUUUUAGCAGUUACAUGAACUUGAACAGUUUAAACAUGAAUAAUAAUCCAGUUUCGUGUGGGCUGACAACAGCUGAGAUUUUUCUUAACUUCACAUGGACCGAGUGGUUGAGCAUACACAAUGAUAUCAAAACCCCACAAGCUUGUAUACAUACACCUAUCAAUUCUGAAUACUACUGGAACAACAUAAAUCAAAUCACCAUCCUGUAUUUCACCUGUUGCAAUGGUAAGAGAAAUUAUAAUUUCAUAAAUUAAGCAGACGUUAAUACCUAUUAAUUUCCAAAUACUGUGAACCUUUAGAAUUAUUUGAAAUCAAUCCACAUUUAUUUAAACGAAAUAAUGUUUCUUAUUGUAUACAAUUAAAAUAUAAAUGAUAUAUGGUGAUGUUUCAUGUAUUAUAAAUUGUACUAAAUGAAAAUAACACAUUGUUAAUUAACUAAUAUUUGGUUGUUAUAUUGUUAUUGUAGUGUUAUAAUUUUUCACUUGCAUAAAUAUAGAUGCAUAUACAUGUACAAUGCAUAUUUACCCUCCUUUAUAAUGCAAAGGAUACUGUUUCUUUAAUAUUUUUUUGUUGCAAAGCGCAGUCAAUUAAAAUAGAUUUCAUUUAAAAAAAAAGUGAAAUGAGUUUUUAUUUUUGGCUAAUAUGAUAAGGACAUUAAGUCAUGUGCCCGUUUUCAAAAAGGCACACACUUAUGCAUAAAACUUGUCUUUAUUGCCAUUUUGGAAUAUAUGUAUCCUCUUCAAAGCAAAAGGAAGGAAAACUAACAUAUCAAUUUAUCAUAAUAGUAUGCAUCAAUGUUGUUAUUUGUUUUUGACAUUGUGUUUCUUUUUUAAUUAAACGUAACUCGUUUCGAUUGGAAAGUAGUUUUCUAAUUUUCUUACAAUUAGUUAAAUAUGAGGUUAUUUUACUGGAUAAUAUUGAUUCAAAAUAAAGUUUAUAAUUGAAAAAUUUAUGUAUUUCUCAGUUUAAACAGUUGAAUUAAUUUGCUUAUAAUUUUACAUGAUUAGUGAAUAAAUAUCAAAUGGAUUACCAGAGAACUAUUUGAGUCAUUUCUUAUGUGUAUAACACUGACACAACAAUUUUACCUUUUAUCAUUUCAGUUACACCGAUGUGAUUCCGUUGAAACAUGUAAUGUGUUUAUCGAUCAACAUUUUUUCCACUUAAAUAAAAAUUUCCAUUUUAUAUCUUUUUUACUAUGAUUUAUUUAUCAUUGAACUCUUUAUAUAUCAGAAUGUUCGUAAAUGUUUUCUUUGAGAAAUUUCAAUGUUCAUUUUUACUAUAUAUUCUUUAAACUUUUUUCUGUUUUCAGUGCUGACCUUUAAAUAACAAAAGCAACAUUCUGGAUUUUUUUUUAAUUAAUUUCUUUACUAUUCAACAGUUAAACGUUUAUUUAAGACUAGUGCAGUUUUACCAAGACUGUUAUGACUAAAUAUCAUUUUAGGUAGACCACAAUCAGAUGCGUCAAGAUGAACUAACUUUGAAUAAGAAUAUGGUUGUUAGCUUAUAAUGAAAGAGCAGUACAAAUGAUCGAAAAAAUAAAGCUUCCAAAUCGAUCAUGAGGACGAAGACGUAGACUUUUAUGUAAAAUUUGUUCAAAGAUAUAUAAACAUGAGUCGUCAAUAUAUAGCACACAAAAACCCCAUGUAGGAGAGGACAUGCUUGUCAACAUUGCGAUACGACUUUAAAAAAUAGGGCUCGAGUAUCUAUGGACAGGCAACAGACAAAGGACCUACACGGCAAAGACAGACCAUCAAGGUGCUAGUGUGGCGCUUGUUACAUAUUAAAAUUACAUAAGAUAACCAUGUACGAUUUAAUAAUAGAGAAAAAAAGCGACAUAAUGUGAAAAGAUUUUAAAAGACAGAAAUGAAUGCCACAAAGAGUCCCAUACCUAAACCAAGAAUAUCCGAUGUGCAAGCAUUCAGGGAUGUUAAACAAUAUAUUAAAUGAUGUUAAGUUACUAGUAAACUAAAAGGACAAGACAAUACGAAGAUGACGUCUGCAAAUAGAAAUGUUUAUGCAAAAGAUAUUUACAGAAACAUUAACUUGUAAACAUCAAAAUCCAAGCAGUAUAGAUGUUUUGUGGAAAAAAUUACUUGUAUUCUAGCUCACUUAAGAGAGAAGAACGAAUCAGAUCUAUUCUAAGCAGCCAUCUUAAGCAAAUACAUGUAUAUGUAUAACGUGCAUUAAUAAGAGUAGAAUAGUCUUCUAGCAGUACAUUUAUAUUUACGCUUAUCAUUAGUGUAAUUGAGAGUCAUUAUGUCGUUGCAAGUGAAUAUGUUUCGUUGAAAAGCCGGUUAACAAUCAUUAGUUUUCUAGUACUAGUAUAUAAUUGUAUUUCUCUUAUUUUUAUGUUUAUCGUUUUGUCCCACAAGUCUUCAAAAAUAAUGUGGGCUAUCCCUUUUGCCCGUCGUCGUCAUCUUGGCCAGUAAACAUUUUACUCUUUCAGAAAAUUUUCAAAAACCUAUUUCCAAUUUGAAACAAAUUUGUUAUGAAUGAUGUAUCAAAAGUCGUUUUCGGUUGUACGAAAAACUUGACUGAUGAAAAUCUCUCAAUUGGAUUUGCUUAUUUUCGAAGGUCUUCUUCACUAAAAGUAGAAUUUCAUUUGUUUUGAAACAUAGCGAACUAACUGAUGAUUUUGUGUUCCACUUCCAACAUUCCUCAUUUUAUGUUGUUUGGAUUGUAUUGGUGACAUAUAGUUCCCAUUGAAAUCGUAUGAAAAAUCAGUGUUUCAAAAAAAAUAUUCUAAAAAACUAGACCAAUGUCAAAUAAACUUGACAGGAAGGAUAAAAAAGACUACCGAGUGUUGUCAUUUGAUUCAGAUAGCACGAAAAGUAUGACUAUCAGAGGCAAUAAUUGAUUAUGAUUGCCUAAUUUUGAACAACCUUUUCCUUUGUUACUACAUACAAUGGUGGUUUGAAACGCUGAAAGAUUGUUGAGGCCCUCCAUAAAUAAUCCACGUCCAAUUCUAAUAAGAUUUAUCAGUACUGAUCUACUGAGUGUUGUCUAAAAGGAACCUCAUGUGGUUCGGAUAAAGAGAAAAAUAUAGCCGCCAAAUAAAUAUACCAUAAAUGCACUUUUUAACACAGUUGAAGGAUUCUGUCUCCUUAGGGCCUCCAGUUGUUGUAUUUAUUGAUUAUGUAAUUGUGUAGUCAAAUAUUCAAGACCUAUAACUUUAUAUGAUACACAUGUAUGCAGGUAGGAUUCAGAUGUGAUGUUUGUUGUUUUGAUUUUAUUCAUACAGUAUUUUUUUUCUUUAUCGGUAUUCAUUUAGAGGAAAAGUCAUUUGGUUUUUACAUCUUGUUAUUUAUUAUUUUAAAAAAUGCUCCGGUUGAGUUGUAAUAAAUAAAUAUCUUAAAACAAU
Molecule: messenger RNA, 5235 nt
Organism: Mytilus californianus (California mussel)
Lineage: Eukaryota; Metazoa; Mollusca; Bivalvia; Mytilida; Mytilidae
Product: platelet glycoprotein V-like
Exons: 26
Coding region: 164-2128 (654 amino acids)
Cellular component (GO): extracellular matrix
Molecular function (GO): protein binding
Source: RefSeq, a predicted model, not a curated record